UUGGGCAGUGAAACAUGUUCCAAACUAUUGGUCCUAGAUAACACCUUCACUAUAAAUUACCACUGGCGUGGCUCACAGACACAUUGUACUACACUACAAUAAUGAAGUGCACUCUCGUCCUGGCAGCUGUGUGUGCUGUUGUGGUCCUGGUAACCUCUGAACGAUGCAGUAACGUGGGUGACUGUUCCCACGUGAGCUGUGACUCCUCGACGAAACUUGGAUGUUCCCACGGAGAGUGCACGUGUCUUGAGGGGGCAAGCACAGCCCCCUGCCCACAGACUACCUGUGCUGCGCGCUCUGACUGUGAUUCCUGCACGUGUCGCGACAACAGACAGCACCACUGCUUCGACGGACAUUGUACUUGCGGCUUCGGAUUCGGAAAGUGAAGACUCUGGCGACCAAUGGCCUGUAACUAUUGCGAAUAAAGGGUUUUCUGAA
Molecule: messenger RNA, 438 nt
Organism: Haliotis rufescens (red abalone)
Lineage: Eukaryota; Metazoa; Mollusca; Gastropoda; Lepetellida; Haliotidae
Product: integrin beta-5-like
Exons: 4
Coding region: 102-386 (94 amino acids)
Source: RefSeq, a predicted model, not a curated record